GAGUGUGCGGAAAGCGCGGCGGGGCUGAGACGCGACCAGGACGCGGGGAGGACGGACCAGCAGGACAUACCGACCGGGGGCCCGGCGGGCGGAGGGCAGCGCAGCCACGUCCCCCCUGGAUCCGCCGGCAGCCGGGCCCGGGGCUUCCGACAUGCCCCCCAGGAGAUUGUGCUGGGCAGACGAUGCUGGACACGAUGGAGGCGCCCGGCCACUCGAGGCAGCUGCUGCUGCAGCUCAACAACCAGCGCACCAAGGGCUUCUUGUGCGACGUGAUCAUCGUGGUGCAGAACGCCCUCUUCCGCGCACACAAGAACGUGCUGGCGGCCAGCAGCGCCUACCUCAAGUCCCUGGUGGUGCAUGACAACCUGCUCAACCUGGACCAUGACAUGGUGAGCCCGGCCGUGUUCCGUCUGGUGCUGGACUUCAUCUACACCGGCCGCCUGGCUGAUGGUGCGGAGGCGGCGGCGGCGGCCGCCGUGGCCCCGGGGGCCGAGCCGAGCCUGGGCGCCGUGCUGGCUGCCGCCAGCUACCUGCAGAUCCCCGACCUCGUGGCGCUGUGCAAGAAACGCCUCAAGCGCCACGGCAAGUACUGCCACCUGCGGGGCGGCGGCGGCGGCGGCGGCGGCUACGCACCCUACGGGAGGCCGGGCCGGGGCCUGCGGGCUGCCACGCCCGUCAUCCAGGCCUGCUACUCGUCCCCGGCCGGGCCUCCGCCGCCGCCCACCGCCGAGGCGCCGUCGGGCCCCGAGGCCGCAGUGAACACGCACUGCGCCGAGCUGUACGCCUCGGGCCCCGGCCCGGCCGCCGCGCUCUGCGCCCCGGAGCGCCGCUGCUCCCCGCUCUGCGGCCUGGACCUGUCCAAGAAAAGCCCGCCGGGCUCCGCGCCUCCCGAGCGGCCGCCGGGCGAGCGCGAGCUGCCCCCGCGCCCAGACAGCCCUCCCAGCGCCGGCCCCGCAGCCUACAAGGAGCCACCGCUCGCCCUGCCGCCCCUGCCGCCGCUGCCCUUCCAGAAGCUGGAGGAGGCCGGACCGCCUCCGGACCCGUUCCGCGGCGGCGGCGGCGGCAGCCCGGGACCCGAGCCCCCCGGCCGCCCCGACGGGCCCAGCCUCCUCUACCGCUGGAUGAAGCACGAGCCAGGCCUGGGAAGCUACGGCGACGAGCUGGGCCGCGAGCGCGGCUCCCCCAGCGAACGAUGCGAGGAGCGAGGCGGGGACCCGGCCGCCUCGCCCGGGGGUCCUCCGCUCGGCCUGGCGCCGCCGCCGCGCUACCCGGGCAGCUUGGACGGGCCUGGCGCGGGCGGCGACGGCGACGACUACAAGAGCAGCAGCGAGGAGACGGGCAGCAGCGAGGACCCCAGCCCGCCCGGCGGCCACCUCGAGGGCUACCCGUGCCCGCACCUGGCCUAUGGCGAGCCCGAGAGCUUCGGCGACAACCUGUACGUGUGCAUCCCGUGCGGAAAGGGCUUCCCCAGCUCGGAGCAGCUGAACGCGCACGUGGAGGCGCACGUGGAGGAGGAGGAGGCGCUGUAUGGCAGGGCCGAGGCGGCUGAGGUGGCUGCAGGGGCCGCCGGCCUCGGGCCCCCUUUUGGAGGCGGUGGGGACAAGGUCGCUGGGGCUCCGGGGGGCCUGGGCGAGCUGCUGCGGCCGUACCGCUGCGCGUCGUGCGACAAGAGCUACAAGGACCCGGCCACGCUGCGGCAGCACGAGAAGACGCACUGGCUGACCCGGCCCUAUCCGUGCACCAUCUGCGGGAAGAAGUUCACGCAGCGCGGGACCAUGACGCGCCACAUGCGCAGCCACCUGGGCCUCAAGCCCUUCGCGUGCGACGCGUGCGGCAUGCGCUUCACGCGCCAGUACCGCCUCACCGAGCACAUGCGCAUCCACUCGGGCGAGAAGCCCUACGAGUGCCAGGUGUGCGGCGGCAAGUUCGCCCAGCAACGCAACCUCAUCAGCCACAUGAAGAUGCACGCCGUGGGUGGCGCGGCCGGUGCGGCCGGGGCGCUGGCGGGGCUGGGGGGGCUCCCCGGCGUCCCCGGCCCCGAUGGCAAGGGCAAGCUCGACUUCCCCGAGGGCGUCUUUGCUGUGGCGCGCCUCACGGCUGAACAGCUGAGCCUGAAGCAGCAGGACAAGGCGGCUGCGGCCGAGCUGCUGGCCCAGACCACGCACUUCCUGCACGACCCCAAGGUGGCGCUCGAGAGCCUCUACCCGUUGGCCAAGUUCACUGCGGAGCUGGGCCUCAGCCCCGACAAGGCGGCCGAGGUGCUGAGCCAGGGAGCGCACCUGGCCGCCGGCCCCGACGGCCGGACCAUCGACCGUUUCUCCCCGACCUAGAGCGGUCUUGCCGCCGCGUGGCCCCGGCCCGCGCCCCUAGGCAGCGGCGGCGGCGGCCACCAGCAGGCAGGCACACUGCGCCGGACGACUGUAGUAGCUGCGGCAGCGUCGCUGCAGGGGCGGCGGCCCCACCUGGCCUCACUGCUUUGUGCCUUAGC
Mesoplodon densirostris (Blainville's beaked whale) is the source of this 2488-nucleotide messenger RNA. It is a transcript of the gene HIC1, whose product is annotated as HIC ZBTB transcriptional repressor 1. NCBI's taxonomy places the organism in Eukaryota, Metazoa, Chordata, Mammalia, Artiodactyla, Ziphiidae. Gene Ontology annotation, biological process: regulation of transcription by RNA polymerase II. The coding region runs from base 183 to 2330 and encodes 715 amino acids. Gene Ontology annotation, cellular component: nucleus. The record is from RefSeq and is a predicted model, not a curated record. The transcript is spliced from 2 exons. Gene Ontology annotation, molecular function: protein binding; RNA polymerase II cis-regulatory region sequence-specific DNA binding; DNA-binding transcription factor activity, RNA polymerase II-specific.